This is a messenger RNA of Triticum dicoccoides, 871 nucleotides long. RefSeq names its product transcription factor SKN7-like. The transcript has a single exon. The record is from RefSeq and is a predicted model, not a curated record. NCBI's taxonomy places the organism in Eukaryota, Viridiplantae, Streptophyta, Magnoliopsida, Poales, Poaceae. The coding region runs from base 99 to 623 and encodes 174 amino acids.
CCCACCCCCACACUCCCCCGGCGCUCUCACUCUCCCCUCGCCGCCUCCCCUGCACCAGAGCUAGCAGAGGAGGGCUCUCCGGACUCUAGCCGGGCGCCAUGAAGCGGACCAGGGCGCAGAACCCCAAGGCCCAGGACCCGGAGCCGCAGGACCCCGCCGCCGCCGGGAGCAACCCCAACCCGAAGCCGCAGCGCCGCGCGAAGCAGCCCCGGCAGCCCAAGGCGGCGGCGACGGCGGGCAAGAAGACGGCCGCGGCGCGCGAUGCCGCCGCGGUGGCCGCGACCGCUGCCGCUGCUGCUGCCACCUCCGUCGCCGCAGCGUCCCCUGCUGCGGAGAUGGCGCCCGUCGUCCCCGACGUGUGCGUCGCCGCCGGCGGAGGAGGAGGUGGGGAGGUGGCGUGCGGCCUGCCGGCUGAGUGGGACGAGAUGGACGGCGCGAACGGGUCGCCGUGGUGGACGUUCGGGGUGGAGGAGGAGAAGCUGCUGGGGUGGUUCCCGUUCGUGGAGGAGGACUUCCUGUCCGUCGGCGGCGUCGGCCCCGCCGCCGCCGAGCCCUCGGUCUUCGACGACGACAUCUGGCGGAUCCACCAGAUCUACGAGAUCCCCAGCUACGCCGCCAAGUGAAGCGAAGCGACGGACGUCGCAAAAUGCGGGCGGGCGGGCGGCAUUCGGCGUGGAGGCCUUCCGCUUCGAGAGAGAAAUUAGAUAGGAGCUGCUACCACUACUAGUGCUUUUGCGGUACAGGAACGGGGAACGGACUAAUCGAGGAGGCCACUAAUGUCACCUUAGGCGAGCGAGCUAGUUAACCAGAUGUUAUGCAAGCAAGCAAAAGAAGAAGAAAAAUUGCGACGGCUAUGCGAUUUCACGUGCCC